AAUGCUUUUAAUAUCAAGUGAUUGAAAAACACCAAAAUUUUUGCUCUAUAAAUAUUUUAUAACUUAUGUUAUGAUUAAUACUAUAACUUACUUUCUUAUAGUUAUACACUAAAAAAAAUGUCAUAAAAAAGUCAAAGUCAAAGCAAAGAUAAAAAUAAAGCGGAGACGGAUCAAGCGCAGGAAGUGCUAACGCGGAGAUGGAUCAAGUUCAAAGCGAAGUAGCGGCGGUAGCUGCAAUUAACGAUAAGACUCGCACCCAACACCCCUCUUCCCUCACUUCCAUGGAUUCUAUUAUUGCAGCUGCGGCAUAUGGCAACGACGAGAAUCAGUCUCUUGAUGCGCAGGCACAGAAAGCAUUAGAAUGCCCUUGUGUAGCUGAGCUGCGGAAUGGGGCAUGCGGGGUUCAUUUUACAGAGGCUUUCCUUUGUUUUCUGAAAAGUACAGCUGAGGAAAAGGUAACCCCUAUUAAUUGAAAACCUUUGUGAGGAAAAUGGGCUCACUUGUCAUGUUAAACAUUUUAUUGUGAUUAAUCUAGU
Molecule: messenger RNA, 536 nt
Organism: Durio zibethinus
Lineage: Eukaryota; Viridiplantae; Streptophyta; Magnoliopsida; Malvales; Malvaceae
Source: RefSeq, a predicted model, not a curated record